UUGACCGGCCAUCUGCGCGACCCUGCUGCAAAGACGACAUGACUCCUCUUCUCUUAAAACUCCGAUCCCCUCUUUCUCAAUCACCUGCACACUGCCUGCCAUCUUGACCUCAUCCUCCAACGGUCUACAACUGGCAUCACAUUCGUUAACACUUCUUAUUCGUCGGGACCUGGUCCGCUGUGGCUGUGGCUGUGCCGUUUACAACUGCGCCGUUUAACCCCCCUCUCGUCCCAUCAUCUUUUUACCACUACCAUCAUUCGUAAUCUACCCCUCGCCGUUGAUCGAAGAUUACAAUGUUCAAGACUCCAUCGUUCAAGUCUUUUAAUAGACCUAACGGACGCAGUCGCUCUCAAAGCAAAAAGAGUUCGUUUGCCCAUCCUCGAUCAUAUCGACAAUCAACAUUAACGACACAAACAGAUAACGACGAUAACAUUACAUUGGAUACGAUGUUCCAACCAACGGAACAGUCUUCAGGCUCUGCCUUUGCUCACCGUUUGACAAGACCACUAACAAAGCACAAUUCUACAUGUCUCGGCAAAGCUGAGACUAGCUCCACGUGGACCACUCCUAUCAACACUACGAAUGAUUACGCCGAAGAUGCCCGGGCUUCAUUCUCCAACGACUCACCUUUGAGCUUUACUGGAUCUGCAUCUUUCCAAAACCAUGACUCGCCUUCCAGGUCUGCUAGCAAUCUGCCUAACCACGGGGUCAGGUCGAGAAAGGUUUCACACUCGUCGGAAAAUGCCUCUAAACGUCACACCUUUGCUGCAGACAAUUCGGAUGUCGAUGUUGCUGCAGCCAUUGCUCUUUUGCAAGAGCUGAAGAAGAGAGCUUCGCCGGAAGAUCUGAUCCUUCUCCACAAGGCAUUGUUACCAACCAGAAAUGUCGAGCGAGCAACAUCUCCCGCAAAACCAGAGGCAAAGGAAUACCAAGAACCCAUCUCUCCUCUUAUAAGAAGAAGCUCGUUGCUUCCUGCCGGUGUCAAGACACGCCUAUCUCGUGAGCUUCUCAGGAACUACUCUGAUAACAAUGUGACCGUUCGUUCAGCGUCUGCUUCUAGACAACACAAGCCAGCGGAGUCUCCGAGACUCGAUGUGCCACUCGACUUCGAAGCCCUGGAUCUGGCCGAGGGAAAGACUGAAACACAAGGAGGUCGCCCAACUACACCAUCAGACUUCUACCCGCAGAUCGGCACAUACAAGAUGGGUUCCCUGCGUAUUACCAACGGAGCUGCUUCGCCUGAGCCAGCUCGUCUUCUUCGCCGGGCUGAGAAGGCAGGUGCCCAACCGAAAAUCCCAGCACCAGAGUCGGUCUCCGGUGACGGUUUUAUUACUGCCGAUGAAGGAGAGUCCAGCCCUGAAUGUGUACGACCCAGUCGAGCCACAGUCGUCUCUCUGCGAGCACCUCGAAGAAGCUCGGAGCAACAGGAAGCCCGAACUGCCUCCGACGUCAGAGCAAGGUCCAAGAGCAGAGGUCCACCGGCCCGUCGCAGUAUUGAGGACGAGAUGAACAGAUCUGCUCCUCGUCAAUCAAGUCGUCCACAAGUCACACAGCGUGCUUCUGAGUACGCCCAGGAGUAUGCAUCCGAGUUCAACACACUAGAGAACCCUCACAUGAACAGCCCGGUAUUGACGACUACCGUCUCACGAUUGAGUACGGUACACGACGAGUCACCUGUCGAGGACGGUAUCAGUGCCCGCGAAGAGGCUUUGAGAAGACUUACUGGCGAGGCUCCUCACGCGAACGAGCGCAGUCAGUUGUCUCAAACUCAGAAACACCUUAGUGUUGCUCGACCUCCCAUGAAAAAGAGCGACAGUGGGUACAGUUCCGAGGCAUCGAGAAGAUCGAUCGUUAAGGAAAGCAACUGUGACGAGUUUCUUUCAGCAGCCCUCUCGGCUGCAGAUUCGGCUGAGCGCACCCGCUCUAAGGAGUCUCCUGGCGCCGCGUCUGCUAGACCAUCUUUGGAACAGAUUAACGAGGAGAAGGUAUCUUCCCCUAGUUCUCCGUAUAUCCAACAACAAAUCUCGGCGGUGCAAAAGGCAGAAAGACACAGGAGUCUGCCAAGUUUCUUCUACAAGAAAUCAUCCUCGAGUACCUCGGUCAACACUAUCGCUACUACUCCUGUCACUCCUCCGGCUAAGCAGACGAGAAAGCUUCAAAAGUCUCGUCCCAGAUCGCAAGUCAUUGUCCCACAGACAGUGCAAGAACCCCAGCCAGAGCCCGAACUCGAACCUGAGUUUGUACCUGGUGCCUCAGAGGAUCUUUCUGUCAACUUCUCUCGCCCCACUCGUCGCAUGGAGCGCGGGCCAUCUGCCUCUCCUCAGACGAAACAGCCCGAGGAUGACAAUGAUGCUCGUGGAAGAGGUCGUAGCCGCAAGCAAGACGCCACCUCGCAAGCUGCGAGUGCUGCAGACUCACCCGAUGGAACCACGAGAAGGAGAAGCAGAAGUUUCUUCCGUUUCCGUAGUCGCAGCAGAAGCAAGAGCCAACACCGUCGUGACGAGGAUAUUACUGUCCUCUCGGUGGCCGACGAACCUCUGCCCACUCACGACUUCUCAGACUUUGGCACGGUCGCACAAUCUCUUGGCCAAUCGCCUUACGACAUUGCUACGAGACGUGUCAAGCACAUGGGUGCAUACGAUCCAUCCAAACCUUGGUUCCACCCACAUGAGCUUAGUCGUGCUGCUCCUGGCCCCGAUUCUAGCUCGGAAGUACAACAAAGUCGUGGCAAGUCGGUCGAUCGUAGCAGACAGGACAGAGCACGCAGUCAAAGCCGUCCUCGUGAGUCAACUGAUAACGUGUUGUCAGGAUCGAGACCGGUGACAAGAGGAAAGUCGAGAAGAUCUCAGAGCGCUCACAGUGUUGCGGUUCCGAGAGUACCAGAGGCGGUGCCAGAGUUACCAAAGCCGGUUGAGACGAUGUCCGGUACCUUCUCUCGUCCAGCUUCUAAGGACGGCAACGUGAGAGUUGGCACCAUCGACUUUGGAACUGGCUUUGGCCAAGGUCGCUUGGAGCCUAUUCUCACCAACACUGAGAAGGCUAAGACAAGGCGUCGUACACAGUCUGUUUCUCCGAGAGUCCGACCUAGCAGCUCAGUGAUUCCAGAGGAGCCGAUGCCCGAACGUCCUGUUCAACAGAGAACUCAAACAUCUCCUCAAGAGCUUACCAAGGCACCUGUACGUGAGCUUCCGCCAGUACCUACACAGAAGCCCUCGCAGGCCUCGCCUCUCGAGCUGCCUCAGAUUCCGUCUCGGGCCCCUCCAAAGGUACCCACACACGGAAAGCAGCCCAACAACAAGCAACCCGUACUGUCGGUAACCACAAAGCCCACCCAGACCAUGGGAUCAAUGUCUGUGCCUCACACACCUGCUUCACCAGCAUCCCCCUCAAAACGAUCAUCCUGGGACAGCCAAGCUUUGGCCUGGCGUGCGCGCAAGCAAAGCAUUGGAGAGAUGCUUUCAUCUCCUGCACACGAAAGAAAGAGCUACAUCUCAUCAAACUCACCUGAGAUCCAGGCUUACUCGCCCACUUCUCAGACACCCCGUCGCGCUCCCACCGUGGUAGUCUCUCGCUACAUCACCCCAAACAGCUCCGAAUUCGCCAUGCACUUGGGCGAAGAAGACCCCUACAGAAAGCUCCACUCCGAGAACCCUACCGACCUGCGUCCCGCUCAGGAGGAUGUCGAACGCACCGAUUCCAGCUCGACCUACCGCACCGCGACCUCCGAACGCUCGCAAGAUAGCUUCGCAUCAAAAGACAGUGCCAAAUACCGCCCUUAUCGUUCUACCGAGAACAACACCCCGGAGAAGGUCUCCACUCCUACUCCCAGAAGCAACACCACGCAGAAGAGAUCCAGCCGUGUCAUGGAGCAGCCUCGCCCUCAGCGUCGUUCCACCGCACCGCCGGAGAACCAAGAUGUCGCCUUUGACAGAUUCUCUGGUGGCCUUGGAUAUGGCUGGGAACGUGGUAUUGGAUUCGGCGGCAGUGCUGGCACCAGGCAGAAGAACGACACCAAGGCUGCCAGAAAGAGUGUGGCCAUCAGUCAAAACUUUGGUGUCGAUUUGAGCGAUGUUCCCGUUUUCAUGGUCAGAAACUAGGUGAAAGGAGGGAAAGCAUGGAGGAAGGGAAAUGGAAGGAAUCCAAGGAAUCCAAGGGCUCAUGGAAAGGAGGAAGGAGGAAGGAAGGAAAGACCAUGCCUGUUUUUGGCUACGAAUUAGUUAUGUUUUAUACAAUCCAUUAAUAAUGUCUAUAGAUUCUAUUCAAUUACUUUUACUCGAUCAUGAAAGAAUGAAUUUCCACCUUUUCGCUUCUGCAAACACCAUAGGAGACGAACACGAACUGCGUCAAUGU
Messenger RNA from Aureobasidium pullulans EXF-150, 4350 nucleotides. RefSeq lists its product as uncharacterized. The coding region runs from base 294 to 4097 and encodes 1267 amino acids. NCBI's taxonomy places the organism in Eukaryota, Fungi, Ascomycota, Dothideomycetes, Dothideales, Saccotheciaceae. The transcript has 2 exons. The record is from RefSeq and is a predicted model, not a curated record.